AUGGUCAGCAAAGUAGCUAAACGGAAAGCUGAAGCUGCGAGCUCAGCUUCAAAAUUUUCUGAAACGAUUUCCGCCAGCUGGAACGCCUACUACAAGCAAGUUAGCGCAGACCAACGUCUGCAGCUGAUUGACAGUUUCCUGGUGGCUCUAGUCGUCGGAGGUGUGAUCCAAUUUCUGUUUGCUUGUGUGGUCGGUGACAGCUUUCCGCUGAAUGCCUUUUUGGCAGGCUUCUGUGCAUGUGUAGGCCAAUUUGUGCUUUUGGUCAGUCUGCGGAUGCAAUGGGUAGAACCAUUCCCUAAAGUAAGUCGCGAUCGUGCCUUUCUUGAAUUUGUUGGGGGUAGUCUUGUGCUGCAUUUCCUGUGCUUGCACUUCGUCAAUUGA
Lachancea meyersii CBS 8951 is the source of this 381-nucleotide messenger RNA. The record is from the annotation of a GenBank genome assembly. Lineage: Eukaryota; Fungi; Ascomycota; Saccharomycetes; Saccharomycetales; Saccharomycetaceae.